Molecule: messenger RNA, 1083 nt
Organism: Lindgomyces ingoldianus
Lineage: Eukaryota; Fungi; Ascomycota; Dothideomycetes; Pleosporales; Lindgomycetaceae
Exons: 1
Coding region: 184-954 (256 amino acids)
Source: RefSeq, a predicted model, not a curated record
AGUCGUCGCAUCGCACGCGCACACCGGUAUCAUCCCUUUACAGCUCAGCUUUGCCGUCACAAUGGCUUGUAUAAAGGUGUCUUUGAUGCUGGAUGAUUCGAGAUGGUCACUUACAGGAUUAACUUACAUAGCGCAGCACACACAGCACAGUCCAACCCACAUUAACUUCGAGCAACCGCAACGAUGAGCACUACAACCCUCACCGCAAACCAUCUCGAGAAGCCGCCUGUCGACAUCAAAACGCUCUCCGACAAGGAGAAACAAGAGCUGAUAUCCUCAGACUCUGUCUCCAUCACUAGUGGCACAACCCUCUCCCCUGAUACCGCCUUCCAACCCGCGAAAUCACUCCAUAUAAAUACCAAAGGGACCCCAGUCCUUCGCCUUCCCCUUCCCCUAAAAGAACUCCAAAUCAGCAUCCACAAUGCCGAUGGUAGCCUUGCAUAUCUAUCUACACGCGCGCAACGCAACUCAGGGAACUGCGUUUUGAGCAAUGCGGACGAGAAGCAGAGUAUUGCAACGACGUAUUUCUUCGGCCCGGGCCGGGAUCCUGUGUUACAUCUUCUUGGAGAAGAUGCGGAGAUUAAAACGGCAUCGAAAUGGACGUCCAGGAGUCAGAAAUUCAUCAUGCCUGAUGGGAGGAGUUUUGAAUGGGAGUACAAACGUGCGAAGGGGUUUGGCGACGAGGGGAAGAAGGGAACAGCGCUUGUGUUGAGUAUGGGUGGGAAGAGACUUGCGGCGUUAAUUAGGAACAGUCAGACGAGGACUGAGGGCAGUAAGAGCUGUAGUGCGGGCAAUGGAGGAGAGUUAGUGCUUGGUGAAGAUGUUGGAGGGAAGGAGGGGUUGAGUGAGGAUGUCGUUGUUGCCACUUGCUUGCUGAUGUUGAAGAAAGAAGUUGAUCGUAGGAGGACGGUACAGAUCAUGAUGAUUACUGCUGCUGUAUCCGGAGGCUCGUAAGUGGGCGACGCCGUAAGUCGGGCGUGUAGAUAUACUUUUUCUCUGAUUGCUUGUAAAAACAUGUGUUGUCUUCUGCGCCGACACAAACGCGCACUGGACCUUAGAUGAACCAACAUUUAUUUAUUUACU